This is a messenger RNA of Chrysochloris asiatica (Cape golden mole), 885 nucleotides long. It is a transcript of the gene SULT1E1, whose product is annotated as sulfotransferase family 1E, estrogen-preferring, member 1. Gene Ontology annotation, cellular component: cytoplasm. The record is from RefSeq and is a predicted model, not a curated record. Bases 1 to 885 code for a protein of 294 amino acids. The transcript is spliced from 7 exons. Lineage: Eukaryota; Metazoa; Chordata; Mammalia; Afrosoricida; Chrysochloridae. Gene Ontology annotation, biological process: sulfation. Gene Ontology annotation, molecular function: sulfotransferase activity.
AUGGAUUCUUCCAAGUCUGAAUAUUUUGAGAAACUUAGCAAUGUCGAUGGACUUGUACUGUAUAAAUGUUUUGUUGAAAAUUGGGAUAAGGUGAUGGCAUUCCAGGCAAGGCCGGAUGAUAUUCUUAUUGCCACAUAUCCCAAAUCUGGCACAACCUGGAUUAGUGAAAUUAUAGACAUGAUCUAUAAAGAUGGAAAUGCAGAAAGAUGCAAAGAAGAUGCCAUUUUUAAUCGAAUACCUUUCUUGGAAUGCAAAAAGGAAGAUGCUUUAGAUGGAAUAAAACAAUUAAAAGCUAUGGCAUCUCCUAGGAUAAUAAAGACUCAUCUACCAGCUGACUAUCUUCCAGUCUCAUUUUGGGAAAAUAACUGCAAGAUGAUCUAUCUUUGCCGAAAUGCCAAGGAUGUGGCUGUUUCAUAUUAUUAUUUCCAUUUAAUGGUACCAGCUCACCCAAAUCCUGGGACAUUUGCAGAGUUUGUGGAGAAAUACAUGAAUGGAGAAGUUCCUUAUGGUACCUGGUAUAAACACGUAAAAUCUUGGGAAAAGAGAAAGCACUCUAAUAUGCUAUUUAUGUUCUAUGAAGAUAUGCAAAAGGAUAUCAGAAAAGAAGUGAUAAAAUUGUAUCACUUCCUGGGAAAGAAGCCAUCAGAGGAACUUGUGGAUAAAAUUGUGAAUCAUACUUCAUUCCAAGAGAUGAAGGAAAAUCCAACUACAAAUUAUACAACACUACCAGAGGAAGAUAUGAAUCAAAAAAUAUGCCCCUUCAUGAGAAAAGGCUGUGUGGGAGACUGGAAAAAUCACUUUACAGUAGCAUUGAAUGAAAGAUUUGAGAUGCACUAUGAGAAGGAAAUGAAGGGCUCAACUCUGACACUACACACUGAGAUCUAA